Molecule: messenger RNA, 2896 nt
Organism: Lingula anatina
Lineage: Eukaryota; Metazoa; Brachiopoda; Lingulata; Lingulida; Lingulidae
Product: SNF-related serine/threonine-protein kinase
Biological process (GO): intracellular signal transduction; protein phosphorylation
Cellular component (GO): cytoplasm
Molecular function (GO): ATP binding; protein serine/threonine kinase activity
Source: RefSeq, a predicted model, not a curated record
UGCGCAAGUGACAGGUCAAGUUGAUUCGGGUCUGACGUACGGUAAGGACAUAAGCCUCUGUUUAGGCUUUUAUUUUAGAAUGACCACAGUGGCGAUGAACCUUCUGUGGUAACACUGGCGAAAAGAAUUUAUUUUAGACUUAGCCGGAGAGAUGGCUUUCAGAAGAAAACAAAGUUACGAUGGAAAAAUCGCCGGAUUAUACGACCUGGAGGAAACCAUCGGACGAGGCCAUUUUGCAGUGGUCAAGUUAGCAAGGCACGUCUUCACCGGUGAACGUGUGGCCGUCAAGGUGAUUGAUAAGACAAAACUCGAUGAUGUCUCUAGGGCACAUCUUUUCCAGGAGGUAAGAUGUAUGAAACUUGUCCAACACCCUAACGUUGUUCGGUUAUACGAGGUUAUCGACACUCAAACAAAGCUCUACCUCAUCUUGGAGCUCGGCGACGGAGGAGAUAUGUUCGAUUACAUUAUGAAGCACGAGAAGGGCCUCGAUGAGAAUUUUGCGCGCAAAUAUUUCAGACAGAUCGUGCAGGCUAUUCAUUAUUGUCAUAAACUUCAUGUGGUGCACCGUGACUUGAAGCCAGAGAAUGUUGUUUUCUUUGAAAAACUGGGAUUGGUCAAGCUGACAGACUUUGGAUUUAGUAACAAAUAUGUCCCAGGAAUGAAGUUGGAAACUUCGUGUGGUUCACUUGCGUAUUCUGCGCCAGAAAUACUGCUUGGGGAUUCCUAUGAUGCCCCUGCUGUUGACAUCUGGAGCCUUGGUGUCCUUUUGUUCAUGCUGGUGUGUGGGGAGCCGCCCUUCCAAGAGGCCAACGACAGUGAAACACUCACCAUGAUCAUGGACUGCAAAUACAAACUUCCACCUCAUGUAUCACAAGAGUGCCAUAACUUAAUAUCCCGCAUGUUGAGAAGGGAGCCGGAGGAAAGAGCUAACUUGGAGGAGAUUUCGAACCACUCCUGGCUGACCAAGGGGGACCCCACACCCACGCUUAAUGUGCCGCUUGUCUCACGGGAAAUGAUAUCUGAUGAAGACAAUGAGUACAUCAUUGCCAAAAUGGUGGAAGGAAAUAUCGCCAGCAAGGAGGAGAUCUUGAGUUCUCUGGAGAAGGACCAGUACGAUCACAUAACAGCCACAUAUUACCUCCUAGCUGAGCGCAGACUAAAACGCCAGCUCACAAUGAUGGCCACUGCUAUAUCUGACAACGGACCUCCCCAGGCUCCGCAGCACGUUCUCCGUAGAGUAGCAUCCGCAGGGCCAGGCCAGCUUAAUCUGGAGCCUCUUGCACUCUCUCCAAGAAUAAAAACCAAGACGUCCAGGGGAAGGUUUCCGCUUCGAGGCCUUGAGGCUGAUUCGCCAGAAGGGUGCAACGGGAUCCAGGAGUCCCAUGUGACCCAGGCCGAUAUGUUUAAGUCUGCACAGCUGGUCGACUCCUUGGUGUCCCCCAUCACGGCCCACGCCCCCUCACCUUUGACCUUCACCUCCACCGCUGGUCCAGGCGAGAGGAGGAAGUUUAGCCUGAUUCGGGAGGAGUCUGGAGAAGAAGAAUCAGAGACGGAAAUGUCGGAGAAACUGGCAAUGGGUGGGGUGGAACCCAUGGACGUGGACUUUGAUAAGAAUUAUGAAGUGAAAAUGACAAAGUCUCUGGAUGAGGUGUCCAGUGAUUCUGAUUCCCGGAGCGGAAGCGAAACCAGUCUCAGUCGCAAGGCUCUAGCUCUGCGUCGCCCUGUCACCAGCAGGCCCACACUGAGGUCUGUUAGCAGUUCCCCGCAGCUCCUCAACCAGAUAUUUGAGGAGGGAGAGUCUGAUGGGGAUGACGAUCUAAUUCAGCCGUCAGACAGUUCUCGGCCGCGUGUCUACAACACACAACACCACCACCACCCGCUGGCCUCGCCAGAGCUGCUGCGCAAACUGGGCCGAAUGAAAAAGAGGCGAGGCAGUGGCCAGAGGGGAACCAGCUGCAGUAGCUCUGACGCCAGUGACACAGAUGACCCAGAUUCGAAAAAGAGGAAAGAGAAGCUGAAGCACAGGUUUCCCCGGAAGGACAGCAGUGAUACCUCCAGUGAUACAGACGGCCCUGGGGGGUUUGGGGGAGGCCCUGGGGGCCAUGGAAGUGCAUCUGGACCAGGGGGAAAAGGAGGGGGCAACCCUAGAAGGGACCGUAGGGAUUCUGACAGGAAAGGAGGCAAGGACAAAGGUGGUGGCAGUUCUAGUAGUUCAAAGGGCUCCAAAAAUUCUAAAAGUGGAAGCAAACGAGCUGAGCAUGGGCCUGCCACUCUGACAGACAUCCCUGAACAGCCCAAACAAGCUGCUCAGGGAAAGCCCUCAGUAAGUGAGGCUGGGAAGCAGCAACAGGCUGCAGGUGGAACAAAAAACAAUCACAACUUGGACAACAUACCUGAACAAUCUGGGGCCGACUCCGACCAGUCUUUACCUGUUAAAGCAGCAGCUAAUGGUGCCCAUCACAUACGAAAGUCCAGCAACCUUAGUCUGGCGUCCAACAUCUCUAACCUCAGCCUCAGUAGUAGCUUAACCAGCAGGAGCAGUAAGUAUGUGGUCGAUUCCAACGCGGGUACCCCAAGGACUAGUCGUGACGAGGUCGACAAGGGGCACAAGAUUAACGCCAGGAUUAUUCAUGUGAUUUCUCGGGAAUUCAGUGACAUUUACGAGCGUCUGAGCAGGGAGGGGAGCUUAAAGGAAGACAAUGGGUCCAUCUGCUCAAAUGACUGCUCCCUCAGGAACAACAGUCAGGUGAAAAGACGCUCAAAAGAAAAAGUGAAAGUGGAUAUAAACAGUAAUGGACUAAGAGACAAAAUGGUCCUGAAUGCAGGGACAACUGAGAUUGCUGGAAAGGAGGAUGGGAUUUAUCAGAAAAAUCUGGAAAACAUAGAUCAGUUUUGA